ACCAACACACACACACACACACAUACAGGAACUGCCUGCCACUCUACCCUCUCGCUCAUGGUGUGUUGAACAGCAGUAGUUGUGUUGCGGAACUCAGCCAGGCAAGAUCGGAACUUCUCUUCUUCAUGCUAUUCUAUGUAACAGUCCAAAGCCAGGAAAUUACUUCUCGCUCUGCUUCACUGUGAUACCUCUCUUCCUCUCUCCCCCUUCCCUCCUCCUCUUCUUCCUCGUCCUCUCCCCCUAGCUCUCUCCUCCUCUUCCUCUCUUGCCCCUCAAACCCAUCUCCCCCGUAGCUGGGGGUUAGUGGGGGUCUGUGUGUGUGUGUGUGUGUGUGUGUGGGGUCAGGAUGGAAGCAGUGGCACUCUACACAUUCCGAGCCACGGAGGUUGACGAACUGAGCUUUAACAAGGGAGACAUACUCAAGAUCAUCAACAUGGAGGACGAUCCUAACUGGUUCACAGCAGAGCUAAACAACAGGAAGGGCUAUGUACCGAAGAACUACAUCAACCUCAAACCCCACACGUGGUUUGCAGGCCGGAUUUCACGGGGCGUGUCAGAGGGCAGACUGAGACAGAGGGAAUGUGGGGCGUUCCUGGUCAGAGAGAGUGAGAGCGCUCCCGGAGAAUUCUCCAUGUCUGUCAGUUAUGGGGACCAUGUGCAGCACUUUAAAGUGCUCCAGGACAGAGGGGGACAGUACUUCGUCUGGGAAGAGGUGUUCUCCUCCCUCAACCAGCUGGUGGAUUUCUACCACAGGAACAGCAUCGCUAAAGAGAGGACGGUUUUCCUACGAGACCCAGGAAACUUGGCCAAGCGCCCUCUUCACGCUAAGGCUGUGUACGACUUCACCCCAAACCACCCGUCCCAGUUACGUUUCCUCCGCGGGGAUUACAUUGACCUACUAGACUGCUCCGAUUCGCUGCGCUGGACUGGCCGUUGCCAUGGGCGUGUCGGAUUCUUCCCUCCAGAGUAUGUCCAGCCCAUGUAACACUAACCUGCAAUGCAAAAGACUGGCCCCAUCCCCUCUCCCACUGACCUGCAAUUCAAAAGACUGGCCCCAUCCCCUCUCCCACUGACCUGCCAUGCAAAAGACUGGCCCCAUCCCCUCUCCCACUGACCUGCCAUGCAAAAGACUGGCCCCAUCCCCUCUCCCACUGACCUGCCAUGCAAAAGACUGGCCCCAUCCCCUCUCCCACUGACCUGCCAUGCAAAAGACUGGCCCCAUCCCCUCUCCCACUGACCUGCCAUGCAAAAGACUGGCCCCAUCCCCUCUCCCACUGACCUGCCAUGCAAAAGACUGGCCCCAUCCCCUCUCCCACUGACCUGCCAUGCAAAAGACUGGCCCCAUCCCCUCUCCCACUGACCUGCCAUGCAAAAUACUGUUACCACCCCCUCUCCCACUAACCUGCCAAACAUAAGACUGGCCCCACCCCCUCUCCCACUAACCUGCCAAACAUAAGACUGGCCCCACCCCCUCUCCCACUAACCUGCCAAACAUACGACUGGCCCCACCCCUACUACAACUGACCGGCCACUGAAGCAAAUUACCACAAAUACUGCACUUCUAAACCUACACACUGUGGAACUUUGCCUCUCUAACACACAUACACAGCAAAUGAAAACAAUUUUCGGUUGAAUUUGAAUGUGACCCGAGAGUCCUUUCUACGGUGAAAAGACAGUCAGACAGACAUUCUGGGACAGGGAACUGACACUACACACUACUCUGGAGGGCUAGCAUGAGUGUUUGAGUGUUUGUGAUUGUGUGAUUGUGUGUUUAUGUUUGUUAGGUCUAGCCUGUCCUUUUUUGUAGCAUCAAUGUCUGGUCUACGCUCUGCCUGUAUAUUAACAUGUUUAUUACUUAGCUUUCUUCUGUGUUCUACUGACCAUAUUAACUUUCAUAUUAACGAUUUUCACCAUGAUGGUCGACCAUGUGAUCAAAAUAUCUUAAUCUCUGUACUUGUAAUGACAAACGGUUUCAAUAAAGAUAUUUAAGUGUGAGGA
Molecule: messenger RNA, 1998 nt
Organism: Esox lucius (northern pike)
Lineage: Eukaryota; Metazoa; Chordata; Actinopteri; Esociformes; Esocidae
Gene: grapa
Product: GRB2 related adaptor protein a
Exons: 5
Coding region: 347-985 (212 amino acids)
Molecular function (GO): protein binding
Source: RefSeq, a predicted model, not a curated record